GGCAACCCAAUUAGGUGAAUGAAGGAAUUUUUAAGAAAUAGAAAGAAGUCGCUAAUUUAUGCGAGACAGCGUCUUUAUUUUGAGAUUCAAUUGCUUAACUUUUUGUGAUAGUUUCGAAAUAAUACGCGGUGCCCUUGUACAACAAUCUAAGUUGGUCUGCAGGGGCCAAAUUUGAAAAUAAUUAGUGUAACCAAGUGAUCGUAGUUAAAUAAAAUUCGGAAAUGGGUGAUCAACAAUUCUUCCUCAAAUGGAAUGACUUCCAGACAAAUAUGGUGACAUCUUUUAGGCAUUUGAGGGAUGAGAAAAGCUUCACAGACGUGACGCUAGCAUGUGAGGGCCAAACGUGUAAGGCCCAUAAAAUGGUCCUGUCUGCAUGUAGUCCCUACUUCAAAAGCUUAUUAGAGGAAAAUCCAUCAAAGCACCCUAUAAUAAUCCUGAAGGACGUGUCGUACCUGCACCUGCAAGCUAUCCUCGAGUUCAUGUACGCGGGCGAGGUGAACGUGUCUCAGGAACAGCUGCCCGCAUUCCUCAAGACGGCCGCAAGGCUUAAGGUGAAGGGCCUAGCCGAGCCCCCACCGCAGAUGCCCAGCAUCAAGAGAGAAGGCUAGCCGUCAGUGCCAGUGCAAAGACUAUAGUGAACAUAUGUAUGAGCUACACCGUGAAACAUUACUCACCAUAGAUGUAUGCAUUCUGUCUCAAUACCAACAAUUUACACCAUGCCCAAUCUAUCAUGGGGAAUCUAAAGUUUAGUGAAUAGCUGUUUCUGAAAAAAAAUUACUACAGUCAUAUGGCUAAUUUGGAAGCGAGAUUCUACCGGUAUGUACCACACAAAUGUUUCUUUUAAUCUACUUGCAUUAGCAACAUUUCAAUGUUUCUAAAAUGUCCAUGAAAUUGUAAACUAUACGCGCGAUUUUGGUGCAAUCUUACUUUUAGAUUCCUCAAGAUUUAUUGUACCAACUAUACCUAUUGUUCCACAUUAAAAAUAGACAUCAAUUCUAUGGAAUUGUGGUGUGUCUUAAAUUCCAUUCCAUAGUACGGCUUUUAUGUUGGUUAUUCACAUACACAUUGUUUUGUAUUGAAAUAUUUGCAGACAAAACUGACAAGUGCUCUGAAAAGCACAGAAAGUUUGAGUCAGUUCUCAAUUACAGUUUAAUUCAUAUAAAAGCGAAAAUCAAUUCUUCUGUGUAAUAUAUUAUGACUUGUUGGCCAGUAUCUCUAGAAUUAAAAAAUCUCUGCCUUUGUCGCUUAAAAAUUACAUCAAAAAGUUUAUAAUUCAAGUAUUUUCAUUCAAAGUUUGAGAGAUGUGCCUUAAACAGUUAUCAGUCUGUGCCUUUUUGUCUUCAAUUUAAAUAAAACUGCUAUUUCUAUACAGCAAUGUGAAUGUGAAUAUAAAAAUCUUGAGACAGAAUGAAUAACAUCUAUAUAUUUCAGUUUGAAUAACAAAAUAUCCCAUAACUACUUUAUUUUCAAGUGCCAGUGUUGUCACAAAAAAAAGUAUCAGGAAAAUACCAUUUUAGUAAUAAUUCUGAAUGACGAAAUUCUCAAAAUUGCCUCAUUUGGCUGGUAUAAGCCAGCGUUGAGACAACGCUUGACUCAUAUAAGAUAGGUUUAUCAUAGUAGUAAUAAAAGGGCGUUGUUCAAACGUUGGUAAUUGUCACCGAAUGUUUUAGAUUCGACACCAACAAUUUGUACCACCAUUUUUUUUUCCCAGCUGACAACAUUGGUCAUAACAAUCAAUUCAACCUCCUUUUCUCUUUUAAAAAAGGAAUGUGUUACGCAUUGCUUUUUAAUCACACUGAAUCUGGCAGAGGCCAGGAUCUCAUCUGAUUUGGGUGUUUUUUUUUUUUAUUUGUUUAUGGUAUAAGUAUGAAAGAGUCCGGUAAUAGUGUUCGCAACAAUGUGUUUCAUAGAUCAUGUCUUUAAAUUAGUGCUUUGGCAAAUCGUGUUUCGUUUUCGCUCACAAGCACUUUUAACACGCAAAAUAAAAAUAUACUUACUUUAAAAAAAUAUAUAUAUCAGUCUCGAAUUUGUAGAACUAAUUUUCACGAUUUUAUACUUUAAGUACCACGAAAUAAGGUUGAAUACGACUUGCCACUGCACUCUACAUAGUGCCCACACAUUGGUACGUCCGUGUCGACAUAAUUCUUGGCUCCGCUCCUGCCUUGCUCCGUGAGUUACCUAACGACCAAAGUAAAUUAGUAUAUAAUAACACCACAACCCUUCAUUUAACGUCCAACGGGGGAUGGGAAUGUGCUCUCAAAGGUAGAAAUAAAAACGAUUCGUUUCAAUAAACUUAAUGACCAAAUUAGCCUAACUAAUACUAUGUUCCAAUUUUCAAAAACCUGCUUUAACGGUUUCUAGCUUACUCCCGCGAUCCGAGGAAACUAUUUUCUAUACGCGGGUGGGGAUAAAAAGUAUCGCAUGUCCGUCUCGUGGAUAAGCUACAAGUCAAAUCGGUUAAGCCGUUUUUGAGUUUUGAUGUAACUAACAAUCCUUUCUUUUAUAUACCUUUUCCUACGUAUACACAUAUAAUUCUGUAUCAUCAUCAUCUCAGCCAUAGGACGUCCACUGCUGAACAUAGGACUCCCCCUUAGAUCUCCACAGACACCUGUUGGAAGCGACCUGCAUCCAGCGUCGUCCGGCGACCCUUAUAAGGUCGUCUGUCGUCUAAUUCUGUAUGUGUCUUAGUAAUUAUUUUUAUGCCUAUCUCCGACCUACAAAAUUAAAACCUUUUGUAACCUGAGCGCAUUUCCAUAGCUUCCCGUUAGAUGAUCAUGAACCAAGAAUGAGACCACGCGGCCGUACCAAUGCCUUAGACUAUCCACUCCACCAACGGUUGCCUUACAGUUGAAUAGUGACUGCAAUACAGGGUGUUCUGUCGACGUCAUGCUAAAAAACAACAGUAAAAUUUUAUAGGACAGGUUUUCUGUGUCAGAAAUAUCAAUCUUACCUUGACAAGUUGUAAGUUUUUCAAGGGAACUAAUUCCCAAAAUUAGUAUGUGUUAUUCUGGUAAAUAGGCUUCGUACUGCCUUCAAUAUCUAUCCAGUUAUUGACUGCAAAAGAAACAAACAUCUAUGCAUACACAAUUUUGCGUUCAUAAUAUUAUUAGGAAGUAGGAUUAUCCAAAACCGACUACAAUUAUGUAACAAAACGACUUAUCCAAUUAACAAAAAGAUUCCGACGAAUUGAUAAUCUCUCUACCUUUUUUGAAGUCGGUCAAACAUCAGAGUGGUUAGAAGUUUGGAAGUUGAUAGACACCCUGUAUUGCUAUAUGUAUGUGUAACGACAAUGCUUCUAGAUAUUUAGGUGUUUGUUGAUUUCAUGUAUAAAAUACACCAUAAUUAUGAUCUUGUCUGAGUUUGUUAUGUCGGGUUCAAGUAAAUUAGAUAUAUAUUCUGACCGCUUUUUGGUACAGUUUACAAAUGUUGUCGGUCCUUACAAACAACGGCAUUUUCCCUUGAAAACUUUCAACUGUCAACUGCACAUAAAUUCUGUGCCCAUUAAAAUAUUUGACCAUGCAAUUUUCAAUACAUGGUCUCAAAAUUCUCACAAGAUUUUUUUUUUUUUUCAGUGUCGUAGACAUAAUAUUGUCUACACGAUAUGACUUCCCUAACCCUGACAUAACGCGACUCAUUUUAAAUAUUUUUUUUAUAAUACAUUCGUAAAAGUACUUUCCAAUUUUUUUUUUUUUUAUAAAUAUGAUUGAUCCCUACUUAUAAUGUAUGUGUGAUGUAUUUCAGUAAAUUGGAAAUUAUGUAUGAUUUUUUUUUUAAUGUAAAUGCAAUCCAUUGUUUGUCUAGUACAAAAAAUGAUUGAUAUCUGUAAAUUAUGACAAAAAAAAACAAUUUGACAUUAAAAUAAAGAUGGCUGACUGACGUUAAAGGCAACGUUUGAUUAUAAAUUUGAUAAUGUUUCGAUAAACGUAUUAAGUUUUUCAGAAACUCUUUUUAUAUUGUAAACAAACUUAAUAUGGAUUUCUUUCACGUUUCUUAGAUGAAAUAGGUGCAAUUAUUAUUUUUGCGGUUUUCUUAGAAAUAUUGUUGAUACAAUGUGACCGUAAUAAAAAAUAAAGCCAGCAUGCCAGCAUAUAAACAUUAUAAAAAGAAAUAAUUAUAGAGAACGCCGACAAAUCGGCAAUAUUUCUAUGAAAACCGUAUCAAUACUUAGUAUAAGUCAAGUUUCUUUUAUUACGAAUUCAGCACAGUUUUUAAGUUCGGUUAUUUUUUUAUGGUUAUAAUACUGACUUGGUUUACCCAUCGUUUUUGAAGUGCGACAGCAGUAAUAUUUCUCUUCUAAAAUUAGUUUUAUUUAUUACCUACUGCCGCAAAAAAAAUGACUGCAUAAAUGUAUCCAUUAUAUUCAGUCAGAAAUAAUUUCUAUACUGCCUAUAGUUACUAUUUCUACCCCCCCCCCCCCCCACCUUGCCUGAAGAUAACCUGAAUAUUAAUCGUUAGCGAAUGUUGUAAAAAUGUAAAUCUGAUAUUUUUAGACGACAAAGUAAAUGGUAUGUGCUGAAUAAUCACGUGGUAACUAGUUGUAAUGAUUGAAAUUAUGAAAGAUUUGUAAUUUUAGAUAAUACAGAUUAAUUAAAAUA
Molecule: messenger RNA, 4595 nt
Organism: Helicoverpa zea (corn earworm)
Lineage: Eukaryota; Metazoa; Arthropoda; Insecta; Lepidoptera; Noctuidae
Product: longitudinals lacking protein-like
Exons: 5
Coding region: 222-608 (128 amino acids)
Biological process (GO): regulation of transcription by RNA polymerase II
Cellular component (GO): nucleus
Molecular function (GO): protein binding
Source: RefSeq, a predicted model, not a curated record